Molecule: messenger RNA, 1055 nt
Organism: Magallana angulata
Lineage: Eukaryota; Metazoa; Mollusca; Bivalvia; Ostreida; Ostreidae
Exons: 2
Coding region: 515-901 (128 amino acids)
Source: RefSeq, a predicted model, not a curated record
UCCCAUAGAGUAGGCCCAUUGUUUUAAUAGGAGUGGGCUGGACUGGCUCUUCGCCUUUUCAUUCUUAAAAUAUGUAAUUGAAAUUUACCGUGAAUUCAAUUUCACCUUGUCCAAACUUUAUUUAAAAUAGACCAAGAAUCUACAUAUUUUAAAUCAUAUAUAAUUGAAUAAGGAAUUUACUUUUCAUCUUUCACCCCUUCUACCUAGGAACCCUCCCAUAUUAAAAUGAAAGGGGUGGACGGGUUGUUUUAUAUUAAACGAUUGAUAAUUAAUGAGUUUGAAUGCUAAAGUUUACGGUAGCAAAAGUCAUGUUUAGUGUAAAUGCUACUGAAAUAUUUCGGAUAGGGCAAAGUAAUCGGCUUGUACCUCAAAAAUUGAGGCUAUGCCUAUCUUGACCAUUCCUUUUUAGUUCAUUAAUCCACCCGAUAUAAAAGUUAAAUCCUAUUCAUUGGGUCAUUUCCAUUUUGAUCUACCCAGCGCCAUAGACUCGUUCCAUCAUUAUCUUAAUAGCAAGAUGACAAGACUUCUAGUAUUCAUAUGUUUCAUAGGCUUAGCUAGCUGCUGUCAGAGGAAAGGGGAAAUUAUAACAUGUGCGGAACUCCCACCACCAACCAGGCUUGAAGGGGCGAAGAUUUUGAUCGUAGCCCGUGUGUCGGAGAAGACCAUCGACCUUCGUCAAAAAAACAAGCUCCUGGUACAGCAUACAGAUCUAAACUGCGACAGAAUCCAGGCAAAAGCCAGCACCAAGGUCUUUCUAGGGGACAAGAUGUGCUCAUUUGACUCCAAAGAAUCAAGGUCACGAGAAAAUGUCCACCACAACGCUCAUAGUAGAAACGACGGCCAUUGCUUAAACCAAGAUCAUUUAGAAUAUGAAACGUUUUUCCAGACACCCCUUGGAUAAUUGCUGCAGUCAUAUCGUCCCUGGUCGUCUCUCUGAUCGCCCUUUCUAUUUGUACCGUUAUGAUUUACAAGAAGUGUGUGCAGAGGAGACGACUAGCAAGAGCAAAUAACGCGAUGGACGAUAUUUCUGUAACAAAUCGGAAGACUUGUGAGCG